Talaromyces atroroseus is the source of this 1491-nucleotide messenger RNA. RefSeq lists its product as hypothetical. The record is from RefSeq and is a predicted model, not a curated record. The transcript has a single exon. Lineage: Eukaryota; Fungi; Ascomycota; Eurotiomycetes; Eurotiales; Trichocomaceae. The coding region runs from base 1 to 1491 and encodes 496 amino acids.
AUGGCAUCCAUCCUGGAAGACAACGAGCCGCAUGACAAGGACUCAGACUCAGACUCAGACUCAGAUUCGUCAUCAGAUGAGGAAGAGCACGAGAUCUUUGCCGCUGUGAUGGAAAGCAUCAGGCUGGAUCUUCUUGCCGAAUAUGCUACCAAGACACGCAAGCGAUGUAGUUACUGGAAAGACCGGCAAGAAUUUUGGGUGUUGGAAAUCGGGUCACCAAUGUUCGGGUCUUACCACGUCCUUUACCCGGUCAAAUUCAAUGACGGAGUUCGCUGGCUACUGAAGGUCCCUGUGAAUGGGACCAAGGAGAAAUUCACUGAGAUGGAUGCUCGAGCCCUGCGCUCCGAGGCUCGUACUAUGCGCUACAUAAAGCAAAAGACGACAAUUCCGCUUCCGACUGUGUUUUCAUUCAGUGACACAUGUUAUAACGAGCUCAAUUGUCCGUUUAUCUUCAUUGAGUACAUUGACGGAAAAUCGUUAUAUGAAGUCUGGUUCGACAAAACAGGGUCAAAAGAAAUUACUCACGCCCGACGGACUAGGUGUCUGCAAGAUCUUGCAGCUGCUAUGGUUCAGCUUAGCCCGUUUUCCUUCAAGCACGCCGGAUCAAUAAUGAUGAAUGAAUUACAUGAUGACGAUAUCGGCCCAUUACGACAAAACGACUUUGCUUCUACGCUACAGCGGUUGCAUGAUGACACCUACGAUCGCUUACCAAUCUUCGUGGAACACGGACCGUUCUCGGAUCCCAAAGAAUACUAUACUGCUCUGCUGAGUAGCCAUCAGGAACCAGAAGCAGACCAUGAAAGGGGCCAGCUCAAGCUCCUGCAGAUGUUCGUGGAUUGGAUUCCCGAGCCGGAACCGACAUCUGGACACGAUCCCUUUGUCCUAGCCCAUUGGGAUCUGAAUAUCCAGAAUGUCUUGGUUGCAGACGACGGCACGGUCAAGGGAAUAAUCGAUUGGGAUGGAGUUAGCGCCGUGCCUCGAAGCGUUGGAAAUGAACGAUACCCAUCUUGGCUCACACGCGACUGGGAUCCUGCUAUGUACGGCUGGAACGAAGGUAUGGAGCGUGGUAUCAAGCCAAAGGGGUUGUGGGAGGACUCUCCGGAAACACUGCGUCGCUACAGAUCGAUCUAUGCGGAAUCAAUUCGAUCUCUUUCCAGUUCCCCAGAAAUGAGUUUCAAAUUGACUCGAAAUUCUGUCGUUUGUGAGAAUAUCCAUAUCGCUGUGCUCGACCCUCUCUGUACCUUCGGUAUUCUUCAAAAUAUCGUGAAGAAUAUCGAGAUUGUCGUUCGGGAGAAACUUUCAUCUCUAUUCCAAGAUGAUAGAGAUUCCGAAAUAGAAGAGAAUGACAGCGAGCAUAUUGAAAAUGAUCUCAAAUAUUUGGACAUUUACCAAUUGAUUUGGGCACUCGGAGAUGAUGAACUGAGUGAGUGUCAAUUGAAACUCUUGAGGGAAGGCUUUCGUUUGCUAUUGAAUGGAGAGCAAAUCUUGUAA